Molecule: messenger RNA, 606 nt
Organism: Opisthorchis viverrini
Lineage: Eukaryota; Metazoa; Platyhelminthes; Trematoda; Opisthorchiida; Opisthorchiidae
Exons: 6
Coding region: 1-606 (201 amino acids)
Source: RefSeq, a predicted model, not a curated record
AUGCAACAAAAACGAGGUAUCGCUCGUCAGAUGGGUGAUCGUCGCCCACCCGUAUAUAGCCAACCCAACUCCCCAGUAUCCAAAACCACACGGGCCAUCGUGAUGGAUGAGCUGGACUGGUUGCAGCUCCUAAAAUGUGAGCGUUUUGGUGGCGAACGACACGGGCGGGAAUCCGAUUUUGAAAGGUGCUGUGGUGUUAUCGACAUUUUUAUGAGAUCGUAUCGUCGUUCUGAGAUAAGGCAGUUUCCACCAAUUGGACUUUCUUAUGAUCCUAUAGUGAACUUAUGGAAUGAGUCUGUCGAACAUUCCCAUCAAACGACAGGUGUCAAUACAAUGCAAAACCAGAGACUAACAUCUGCCCGAUGCGUCCUCAUGUCACCUAUUAUUACUGGGACUGCGAUCAUCCAGGGCCUGAAAUGGUCCGGGAACACGAUUCUCCUACUUACAGAAAAAGAAAAAAUGAUUCAGGAGACCACUUUGUUCACCCGGGAGUGCAAAAAGAGCGCCAGAUUUUCAUCGUCUGCCGUUGAGAUUUCCGCAGAGCCUGAAACAGGUAGAUAUGGAGUUAAAUCGAUGGGAAAACGCUCGCCCGUCGGUGGACAGUAG